Molecule: messenger RNA, 3036 nt
Organism: Bactrocera oleae (olive fruit fly)
Lineage: Eukaryota; Metazoa; Arthropoda; Insecta; Diptera; Tephritidae
Gene: CCAP-R
Product: Crustacean cardioactive peptide receptor
Biological process (GO): neuropeptide signaling pathway
Cellular component (GO): plasma membrane
Molecular function (GO): vasopressin receptor activity; neuropeptide receptor activity
Source: RefSeq, a predicted model, not a curated record
UCAGAUGCGACCAAUUGAUUUGUUAGUAUGUCGUCGCCUUCCGUAAGAGCAACACGUUCGAUUGUUAGUGUUAAGUGAUGUAAGCAAAUAAAAACGUAUGGACGAAAUAUAAGCACAUAUAGACUUACGUUUGUCGUGGCAAUUGGCUUUUCGUGUCCCGUGAAGUGUUUUCUAUAUAUGAGAUUAGAUAUGUAUAUACUGUCUAUAGUGCAAGCAAGCUUAACCAACUAAACUCAUAUAUUGGAAAUGUAUACAUAUGCAUAAAUACAUAACUAUGUAUGACUUUAUAUCUACAUAUGUACUUAUGUACAUAUAUGAAAUGCGUAUUCAAAAGCGUGCACCAAAAUUGCAUUGAAGAACCGGUAAAUCAUAACUUCCCUUAUUAUAGUCUAAAAGGUUUCCUAAUUAUGUACCAAUCUGGAACGUCAACAUUGUCUUCAAUCCCGCACAUCCCAUGAAAAAUUAAAACGGAUGUGUAUGAAUCCAAAAAAAAUUGAGUGAUAAGUUCAAAAUUUAGAAUAUUAACUAAAUUUGCAGUGGGGACUGCAAGUACUUUAAUUUUAUUCGCAGAAAAACAUUGAAUUAAACUCAAUCUUCUUCAAAGAAUUCGCAAGUCAAAUACACAAUGGCGAUAUAACAAUGAUUACUACUAAUACAUGUAUUAGGUUAUGUGAUGGAUGGUAUUAAUGUUCGUUUGUAUAAAGUGGAGCCUCCAGUUGUGCUGGCCUAUGAGCAUAUUCCCCCGCCUUUCAUUCCUGAUAAUUCAGCAACGACAAAUUCGAAUGUAAGUGCCGCUGUUAUUGCUGCGAUUGACAGCCCAAAUAGCACUGCUAAUGACUUCAUUUACGUAAAAGUAAGCAAUAGCAGCACUCCUGCAACAAGCACUUUGGUUUCACUAAGCAACUCUACCUACUCUCACUUCAUUUCGGCUGUUUCUCAUGCUGUCCUUACGCCGACACCACCAACAACGACUUUAUCAAUGGCAUCAUUCGAUCUUCAUCCAGUUUUGAUUGAGCAAGACAUUUCUUCACCAUUUAACGGUGGCAAUAAACUGUCGGAGGAUGUAUUGGGAAAUAUUUUGGGACCAUCAACAGAGACGACAGAGGGUGUAGGAAAUGAUAAACUAAAUUCGUUCUAUUUUUACGAGAUGGAACAGUUUGCAGUACUGUGGAUACUCUUCACUGUUAUAGUGCUCGGUAACUCUGCGGUGCUUUUUGUGCUGUUUGUAAAUAAAAAUCGAAAAUCAAGAAUGAAUUACUUUAUUAAGCAGCUGGCACUCGCAGAUCUUUCUGUCGGCUUACUUCAUGUGCUUACUGACAUAAUAUGGCGAAUAACAAUUUCAUGGAGAGCCGGUAAUAUUGCUUGUAAGCUCAUACGCUUUUCCCAAGUUUGCGUAACAUAUUCAUCUACAUAUGUGCUAGUAGCUAUGAGUAUCGAUCGCUAUGACGCCAUAACACACCCCAUGAACUUCUCGAAAUCAUGGCGCAGGGCAAAACAUCUUGUUACAGCAGCAUGGAUGGUUUCAGUACUUUUCUCGUUACCCAUUUUGUUUCUUUACGAAGAAAAGCUAAUCCAGGGCCAGCUGCAAUGCUGGAUAGAACUUGGUUCGCCGGAAGCAUGGCAAACAUAUAUGUGCCUAGUGGCGACAACACUAUUCAUUGUGCCCGCGCUGAUCAUCUCAGCUUGUUAUGCGAUUAUCGUCAAAACUAUUUGGGCGAAGGGCUCCAUAUUUAUAUCCGCAGAACGUUGUAAUAAUAAUGUAGCUACUAGAAGAGCCAGCUCUCGCGGUAUAAUACCACGAGCCAAAGUAAAAACUGUCAAAAUGACAUUUGUCAUUGUCAUCGUAUUCAUACUGUGUUGGUCUCCAUACAUUAUCUUCGAUUUACUGCAAGUAUUUGGACGUAUUCCGAAAACUCAAACCAAUAUUGCUAUAGCAACGUUUAUACAGAGUUUAGCACCACUAAAUUCAGCAGCGAAUCCACUCAUUUAUUGUGUAUUUUCAUCGCAAGUAUUUCGCACACUCAGCCGUUUUCCCCCUUUCAAAUGGUUCAAAUGCUGUUGCCGUUCUUAUUUAAACAAUUCAACACAAAGUCGUUGCAGCAGCGUGAGCCGUCGACUUCACUACAGCUGCGAUUCAGUACGAACAUUGACCACUUCGCUCGCCGUAUCACGACGCUCUAAUAAAGCGUCAGCACAUGUGGUCAUAUGUGAAAAAGAAAAAGAUCCAUUAGCCGUUUCGGAAGUAUGAUGUCGUGCACUAUUUACAUAUAUCGCGUCUAAGCCCACAAUCCUAAUAACUUAGGUUCUUUUUAAAUUAAAAUUAAAUUGCUUAUGGUACAACAAUUAUAAAUUCGUGAAUUAUUGGCACCAAAAGAAGCAAAAAACACAAAUGCUAUAGUAUAUCCUAAUCCUUAUAGCUGAUUUGGGUAAACCUUUGCUCGCUUUUGCUUUGCUAAGUAAACAUAAAAGGCCAUGCCAUAAUGAACGCUUUGCUUUCCAUGUUUCUCGCAGAUAACUAUUUAUAAUUUCCUGUAUUUAUUUUCAACUUAACAGAUUUGAAAAAACUAGAGUUGCAUAUGUACACAUGUAUGUAUUGUAUUUAUUUCGAAGCAUAAAAAGUUUGAUUGUCAACAUUUUGCUUCGCUUUGCUUUACUUCGCCGCGAUUUUAACGAACUCAUACAAAAGCAUACAUCGAACUUAUCUGACAAAGCAAUAAUCCGAAGCAAACAUUGUAUGUGAAUCGGUCAUUAAAGAGCUCUUUUCAGUCAUUAACAUUUAUGCUAACAUGUCGUAUAGAUGCUGAUAUACUUAAAUCAUGGAUAUGUAAGGAGAUACAUGCAGAACAUUUAAUUAUUGUAAUAUGGCCAAUAUGUAUUUUUUAUUUAUUUAUAUACAUAUAUAUAUAUGUAUGUAUGUAGAGAAUGUUAAACUAAAACAGAAUGCAUAGACGAUAAGAAUAAGGUCAGUCAAUAUCUUAAAAAAUUACAAAUGAGUUUUUUUUUAAAUAAAAGAAAAUUUAUAUACAUUCAAACAAA